AUGAAUCGGUACGAGUUCUACGAGCUAAAAUCAUGGCUGUAUCUUCCAGUCAUUUUCGUUGGGCUACUCGGAAACUUCGCUUCGUUUUUAGUCUAUCGGACGGCACCAAUGAGAAAAUCUACAGUCGGCACCCUUCUUCUCAUUCUCUCACUUAUUGACAUCCUUCUACUCAUCCUGAUAACUCCCAUUUUUGUUCUUGUUUUUCUGCCACUCUGGGAGGACCAAUGGCAAAAGUAUUCGUUUCAUAUGAGCUUCUUCGCCUACAGUACUCGAUAUGUCUAUCCGUUGUGUAUGAUGACAAAAUCUUGUAGUUUGUACUUGAUGGUUUUGAUUACAAUUGAAAGAUGGAUUGCUGUUUGCAGACCAUUACAGGCAAAGGUAUUGUGCACGAACAGAAACACACUGAAAGCUGGAAUCUUUAUCAUAAUAUUCUCAAUUGUUUUCAACGCGCCUAGAUUUUUUGACUACAAAAUUGGAGAUGGAUACUUAUCUGAAAUGUGGAUGUUGGAUACUGAGAAACAUUGGUGGUACUUCAUGUUCUAUUUCGUUAUUCUAUCUGUUAUUUUCGACUACGCCCUUCCUUUUCUUAUUAUGACAAUUGCCAAUUAUCACGUAAUCCGAGCACUUCAAGAAAGCGAUGAAGUCAUAACUGGACUGGCGGUUCAGAAGAGAAAAGAUCAAAAAACGACAGUUAUGUUAUUGGUUGUCACUAUUUUCUUUGCUUUCUGUCACUUGUUUUCAAUGUUUUUGAAACUCGCCGAGAGCAUGUUUGGAGGAUUUCUUACCCAAACAAGUUUCUAUUGGGAAGUGUUUGCUGAAUUCACUAUUUUCUUGAUUAUUUUCCACACCUCGAGCACUUUCUUCAUUUAUUACGGAUUCUCGGAGAAAUUCCGAACAAUCUUCCAUGAUAUCAUCAGAUGUCGUCCAAGAUCGGACGAUGUGAAAUGUUCAACCUAUUUGCCUGUCAACUCAUCUGGAGCUACUUCUGAAGUGAAAACACGAAAAUCUCCAGCCAGUGUUUAA
This is a messenger RNA of Caenorhabditis remanei, 1023 nucleotides long. RefSeq lists its product as uncharacterized. The coding region runs from base 1 to 1023 and encodes 340 amino acids. Gene Ontology annotation, molecular function: G protein-coupled receptor activity. The record is from RefSeq and is a predicted model, not a curated record. Gene Ontology annotation, cellular component: membrane. The transcript has 7 exons. Gene Ontology annotation, biological process: G protein-coupled receptor signaling pathway. Lineage: Eukaryota; Metazoa; Nematoda; Chromadorea; Rhabditida; Rhabditidae.